Messenger RNA from Protopolystoma xenopodis, 261 nucleotides. NCBI's taxonomy places the organism in Eukaryota, Metazoa, Platyhelminthes, Monogenea, Polystomatidea, Polystomatidae. The record is from the annotation of a GenBank genome assembly.
AUGUCACGAAAUGUCAUUAACACCUCCCGUCAAGAGGGUCAACUCAUCCAGGCUUCAGUUUCGACCUUGCCUCCUCCUCCUACUUCAUUAGUACCCAUACGGGACUCGAACCCGGGUCAUGAGCAUCGUGGCGGCGUUACCACUCCACUCAAUCCUACGGUCAAAAGUGCCCAUGAGUCGCAGAGCAGAUGCGACCCUGGGACAAGAAAGCAUUUUUGGGAGGCAUUAAAUAAGUUAAAUUCAUUUGCAACUACGAAAUAG